GGGGCUCUUCCAACAAGCUCUCCUCGAAGAGGCGUUUGGGGCAAUGUGUGCAGCAUUGGUCGCCUUGGAGGGCAUGAACUUCUUGGAUGCGAUGACAUUUCAGGAUCUUUGCAAGUUGAGAGCUGUUAGCAAGGAUGUGAAAGGCAGCUUGUGCCGAUCACACUGGCACUGGCACAGUGCAGCAACAAGGGCGUUGCCUGAUUUUGAUCUGACUCCAGCCCUUUUCCUGGGUGCUGCGUUGCAACGCUGCUUCCAGGUGAUGCCGCUCCUCCUGCGAUUGACCUCUGCCCAGCACUACACGAUGCCACGAUCGGUUCGUUCCACCACUCCGCAACGAGUCGUGCUGCAGGAUCACAAGAUUGCUGUGAGGCGUGAGGCAGAUGGAUUGGCCCUGGCAAAGCGUGUCGAGAUGCAACUGCAGGUGGCCAAGGCCCACUUGGAGGGCGGAGGGCACUUUGCCAAGGUCUUCAUUGCACAGAUGGGAAGUUCCAUUGGGGAGCACGCAAGCAUCAUUGUUUUGAAGGAUUGCCAGUCGAUUUUCUCCACCCCCGAUGUGGCACCCACACCUCGCGGGAACUCUGCACACUUGUAUGUGAUGUGCAAGAAAGGGAAAAUCUCCAUGGCCAUCCGUAGCAAAGCCGAGAAAGUUCCCAACGAUGCCAACGAUGGAGAUUUGACACAGAGUGGCGGAACCUGCCACGUGCUUGUGGAUUUCGUAGGCAUGGACGGAUCGGAUCUCUUGGUGCAUUGCCGCAAUGUCCUUCUUCGCAUGAACGGACCUUGGACAGAGGCGCAAGGUCUAUGCCUUCUUUCUGCCAGGCGCCUGACCAGCGCUGUGCAGCCAAAGAGCGAUACCGCGACAGGCAUGUCGUGCAUCCUUUGUGUUCGCAAUGCCAAAGCACCUGUGGAUGAACUCGGUGUGAUCGAUGGACUGCACGUGGGUACAGCGCGGUGUGCGGAGGCGCUACACAUGGACAAUUUGGCGGCGUGGCGCUGCAAGUGACGGAUCUUUGGCUGGGAGCCGUGGAGCCACCGCGGGGGGGCCGCCGGCGGGGUGCCUCGGGUCCGAAUUCACUACGAGGGCAGCUGUGAUGUGAGUCAAAAGGGUUGGACCGUGUCC
This is a messenger RNA of Cladocopium goreaui, 1120 nucleotides long. The record is from the annotation of a GenBank genome assembly. NCBI's taxonomy places the organism in Eukaryota, Dinophyceae, Suessiales, Symbiodiniaceae.